UUGGUGCUGAUACCGCGGGUCAGGGAGCUGGACAUGUUCCACGGGGUCGAUGGCGAGGGAGCGUGGGAUACGUUCCAGCGCUACCGGUGUCUGGAGAGCAGCCAGAGCGUCGUGAAAAGCCCGCUGACCGACAUCUGCAACGACUACAUCUUCAGCGUCUCUGCGCUGCUGCACAAAGGAGCCAUGGCGUGUCAGUGUGACCCGCAGGGCUCUCUGAGCGCCGUGUGCGAGCCCAGCGGAGGUCAGUGCCGCUGUCGACCCAACGUGGUCGGCAGGAACUGCGAGCACUGCGCGCCGGCGACCUUCCUGUUCAGCCCCUCCGGCUGCAGACCUUGCGGCUGCGACCCUCAGGGCUCCAUCAACGCCUUCUGCCACGAGGCCACGGGUCAGUGCGAGUGCGUCCCCGGGGCCACGGGGCGCCAGUGCUCCCACUGCCUGCCGGGCUUCUGGGGCUUCCCCCAGUGCCGCCCCUGUCACUGCAACGGCCACAGCGAGUACUGCCACCCGCAGACGGGAGCGUGUCAGGGCUGCCGAGACUUCACCACCGGACACCACUGCGAGAGGUGUCUGGAUGGUUACCAUGGAGACCCAGAGCUGGGUUCAGGUGGACACUGUCGUCCCUGUAUGUGUCCGGACGGACCGCGCAGUGGACGUCAGUUUUCUGACAGCUGUUAUCUUUUGGCGAACAGCGACCAGCUGGUGUGUGUGUGCAGCGCCGGCUACAAAGGUGCCAGGUGUGACGAGUGCGCCCCGGGUUAUUUCGGGAACCCUCUGGUGCCCGGCGGCCGCUGCAUGCCCUGCCAGUGCAGCGGCAACAUCGACAUGCACGACCCGGGCUCCUGCGACGCUCGGACGGGCGCCUGCCUCAAAUGCCUGUACCACACGGAGGGCUAUGGCUGCCAGCACUGCAGACAGGGUUACUACGGCAACGCCGCCACCCAGAGCUGCAGGA
Plectropomus leopardus (leopard coralgrouper) is the source of this 952-nucleotide messenger RNA. The record is from RefSeq and is a predicted model, not a curated record. NCBI's taxonomy places the organism in Eukaryota, Metazoa, Chordata, Actinopteri, Perciformes, Serranidae.